AUGUCAAGACGAUCCCGACUCCCAUCAGCAUUGCAUGCGCCACAAGAAGAGGACUCGAGAUGGUCUUCUUAUACUCCCCGCGACCCGACAGCAACCGCUCAGCGGGCGCAAAAGUCACAGCCCUCCCGGAGCAGCCUUCCUAGACCUGUUUCCAGCAGUAUACCCCGACCGGUUGCGACAAUACCCCGAUCCGAUCCGAAGCAGCGUGGGAAAGACGGUGAUUCAUAUCCCGACUCGAGUCCAUGGCCUUGGCUUGACCCCGACCAAGAUGACGAAUUUCGACAAGUUGCAAAGAAGAGUAAACAGAAAAAGAAGACCGGCGGUGGUGGCGGUGCACAGCAACCAAAGCAAACAAAUAACGAUGGUGGCAAAGGUUCACAGAAGGAAGGCGACGAUGGUGGUUAUGACGGCAAAUCCAACGGCGGGGAUGCCAGCAAUGGUGCUGGAGGAGGUCCAGGCAAGUCAGGCAAUGAAGGAGACAAAGGCGACGGUGACAAAAAGGAUGACAAGCCCAAGAAAGAAGCCGACGAUGAUGAGGGCCAAAAGAAGGAUGACGAAGAGAAGGAAGCAGAAAGUACAAAUAAAUCGCCACUCGACGAUGACUGGAAUCAAGCAACCGGCAAGAUAAGGCAAAAAGGAAAGCGAGGUGAUGCUAUUGGUUCUGUCACCCAAGAUAAGCCUACCCCGCGGUCAUUGGAUGACAAGGCGAAGAGCCAUGGCAACUCGGACAAAUCCAAUGACCUUGACGAGAUCAAACUCGACACUGCAACCUCAGUAAACGCCAAUCGCGUCUCUACAGACAACGCGUCCAUCGACAACCGGUCUUCGGGUAACAGCAGGAUUGAAGAGAACAGAUCUUCCGGGGAGCGAACAUCUUCAGAUAGCAAACCUUCGGGAUUUCCGUGGAGCGCUCUUUGGGGCGGCGGUCUCAAAUGGGGAGCGGGCAGCCACAAGGAACAGCCAAAGACGCAGGUGAAGCAUGAAGACAAGCUCGAAAACGACCCGUGGGCCAAGUCCAAGAACACCAAAACCUUCCCAGGCUCUUUUGAUGCCGCUGAGGAGACAAGAGAGGAGCCUGCUGUGACUGAGCCAAAGUUGGACACAAAGGGCGACCUGGACGACAAGCAAACCGGCAUGAAUGGGAAGUACUCGGCAAACGAGAAAAAACAAGACAGCGACGAUGACAAGUACCGGGUUGACAACAUGUAUGCCAAGGGGGUAAAGAAGGAUGAGCGCAAAGAUGAUCACGAUGAAGGCUUCGUGGUUUCCACGAAGAAGAGCAAAAAGUCAAAGAACAACACUAGCGCAUGGGAUGUGGAACCAGAUGCAUGGCAAGAGCCAGUAGUGGAACCGAAAAUAGAGCCAAAGCCGGAGCUAACAAAAACCACUGACCUCGAGCCUGAGGAUGAUUUCUUCGAAACCUUCCCUGCUGUGAAGAAGAAGAUUGAGAAAAGCUCGACCCGGUUGGGACAAUCAUCGAGACUCGACGCAUUUGCACCCACGCUCAAAAAGGCGAAUCCAGAUCCGUGGGAAGUCUUCGGCGCCAAGAAGAAAAAGACGAGGAUCGGCGCCGCUGAAGAGCCUAUGAUUAGGACACGGAAGGCCGAUCCGGAACUGUUACCGGCAGAACGAUCGUCUCCCAUUGCCGAACCCGAACUGGAGAUUGACCCAAUAGACGAUGAAAAGCUGGAGCCAAUCUUGCCCUACAAGCCGCCAACGAAAAAGGCUUGGUGGGACGAGCCCCCAGGUCUCCCGAGCCCUGUGAAGAGCAAAAAGAAGAAAGGUAAGUAUGAUACUGCUGACGAACCUCCCAGGGAGCCAGAUCUGGAAGUGGGACCCACAGAAGAGUUCAAGUUCGAGACCGAUAAGCCAGUGGAGGAGGACAACUUAUGGAACCAUUACCAAACCACAGCCAAGAAGGACAAGAAGAAGAGUAAAAGAGCGGAACUUUCAGAAGAAGCUGUACCGCCGCCACCGCCGCCGCCACCUCCGGUAGAACCAGUUGAGACUUUUCCGUGGGAUGAUGUCCCGAUCAAGAAGAACAAGAAGGGGAGAAGGGGACAGACGGAGCCUGAGCCACCACCGCCACCACCAGUCGAAUUUGAACCGGUAGCUGAGCCGGAGCCGGAGCCCGAGCCGGAGCCAGAGCCAGUUUCUGGUCCGCCCCAGUUUCCUGAAUCAGAUGAGGAGGGUGAGCAUCCCGGCGGCUGGUUUUCCUCUUUUCUUCACAAGACGGAUAAGAAGAAGAGUAGGCAUACAUCUCCCAUGCAUCUACCUCUUGAAGAGCCAGAGCCGGUCCAACCAGUACCAGAGCCGGAGCCAGAGCCGCAACCGGAACCGGAGAAAAAGGUGGAAGACGACCAUUGGGAUUAUCCCAUCUCAAAAAAGGACAAGAGAAAGAAGAAGGGAAAGACCAGUGAGCCCAUAUCACCGCCGCCACCGCCGCCUCCUGAACUUUCCCAGAGAUCCAAAUCAUCAAAGUAUGACAAGGAGGAUGAAUACGACUUGUACAGUGCUUCAUCAUCAAAGAAAAGCAAGAGGGAUAAGAAGGGGUAUGCCGAACGUGCACCGUCCCCGGAGCCAUAUGUCUCUGAACCAGUGGAGGAGGUCAUCUCCGAACUGGAGGAUCCAGAGCCCGAGUUUGAUGCGGAACCCGAGCUGGAAGCACAACCUGAAGACGCUGCUGUGUCGGAUCGCGAAGACAGACCAUCACAUGACGAAUGGGGCUACUCUAAGAGAGACAAGGACAAGAAAAAGAAGAAGAAGGGCAUUGAAAUAGAAGUCAAGUCUAAAACUGAGUCCAGGUCAAGUCGAAAGCCGGAGCCAGAACCCGAGCCCGACUCUAAACGGAAGAAAGCGAAAGACAGCAUUUGGAGCUUGUCUAGUGACCCAAAGAAGGACAAAAAGAAGAGGAGAGGCGAGUUGGAUGAGGACAGCAAGCCGUUAGCUUCACCUGCACCUGAUCCGCCUGAUGUCUGGGACGACGACUAUCAGGACCAGAAGAAGAAAAGCGCCAUCUCAGACGCAUGGGCUAAUUACUCGAACAAGGAUAAGAAGAAGGGCAAAAACGCCGUAGAUGUCCUCAUGGGGCUAAACAAAUCGGGAGAUCCACUAGCUGACUCAGCUCGGCAAUCACCGCCAAGCCCUUCUCACCGUCCCGGUGGCUUCUUCGAAUCCUGGGAAACCGACAGUGACCAUGACGACCACCAUAAACACAGAAAGCGGUCCAAGGACAGUUCACAAAAGCCUUACAGCAUCGAGGAGCCUACUUUAGACGACGUCUGGGGCGCUACCAUGUCCAGCAAGCGCAAGAAGAAGGCUAAUGCCGGCACCGACAACGCACCGGUGGAGGUUGUGGUGGACCAUGUACCGGACCCCAUCCAGCCGGGCUCUGUGGAGGGAAGCAGGGACGACAAAUACAACCAGGAUGACAGCAAACCAGAAAGCAACAGCUAUGGCAGCAGUUUCUGGGGAUGGGGCGGCUUCGCCAAGAGCAGCAGCAAAUCAUCCAAUAAGGAGUCGUCGCUUCAUGACGAGCCAGCACCACCUCCGCCACCACCACCGGCACCAACACCUCCACUAGACGAACCAGAGCUCGACAUUUGGGCUGAUGACGAUGACGAACCUCAGCCGGUUGUCAAGGCCGAGAAAGAGGACAAGAAAAAGUCCAAGGAUAAGAAGUCGAAGGACAAGGAGCCCAAACUCAGCGAGAAAGAGCUGAAGAAGCUAGAGAAGGAAAAGAAGAAGGCCGAGAAAGAGGAAGCGAGGCGCAGACUCAAGGAGGCCAAGGAGCUGGAGGAAGAAUUGAAACGUAAUGCUAGAGAAGCAAAGGAGUUGGAUGAGGCCUUGAGGCGUAAGGCUGAAAGGGAGAGGGAGUUGGAGGAGCAAGCUCAGCGUGAAGCCGAAGAGCAAGCAGCCCGUGAGGAAGAGGAGCGAAGACUGCAGGAGGAAGAAGAGCAGAAACAACGGGAAGAAGAAGAGCGUCGACACCAAGAAGAGGAGGAGUGUCGACAACGGGAGGCCGAAGAGCAAGCUCGGAUCGCCGAAGAAGAGGCUCGCAUUGCUGCCGAGGAGCAAGCACGCCAGGAGGAGGAAAAGAAACUUGCAAAAGAGAAGGCCAAGCUCGAUGAAGAAGCAGCGGAGCUUGAAACACUUAGGCUCAAGAAGGAGAAAACGCCUCGAAGAUUCACGAUGAGAGAGCAGCGCCGGCUCGACAUCCUUGCUAGCAAAUUCGAGGAGAUUGCGCGCAAGCGGCAAGAAGAGGAAGAUGAGCGGCAGCGAGCAGAAGAAGAAGCAGCCCGUAUUGCCGAAGAAGAGGCUCGCAUUGCUGCUGAAGAACAGGCUCGGAAGAAGGAAGAAGAGAGAAUUGCCAGAGAAGUAGCAGAGCUUGAAGAGGAGGAGGCUGAAUUUCAGGCACUCAGGUUCAAAAAGGCCAACUCACCGAGGAGGUUUACAACAAAAGACCAACAGAGGCUUCAGCAGAUCAUCAAGCAACGCAGAGAGAGGAAACGCCUCAAGCAAGAGGAAGAGGAACGCAAGCAACGAGAGGAGGAAGAGGAGAGGCAGCGGCAGGCUGAAGAAGAAGCCCGUCUUGCUGCUGAAGAACAAGCGCGGAAAGAUGAGGAGGCCAGGCUUGCGGAAGAAGCGAGGAUCGCAGAGGAGGAAGCGAGGAUUGCGGAGGAAGAAGCACUACUCGCGAAGGAUGAGGCCGAACUUCAGACCCUUACAAACAAGAAGGCAAAAACGCCUCGCCGGUUUACUCUCAUGGACGGACGGAGGCUCGACGUCCUUACCAAGGAUGUCAACCGGCGACGAGACGAGAAGGCUGCUCGAGAGGCUGCGAAGAAGGCUGCGGAGGAGGCUUCGCCAGAGGCUGCAGACCAGCCCGGAGACGAAUGGCAAGAUGCAGAUGAAGGCCAAGGUCAAAGCAACGGCGAAGACCCCGAAGCAGCUGCUCUCAAGGAAGCAACAGAGAGGGCCAUUCGUCAAGCGGAGGAGGAGGCCGAAGCCAAGCAGACAAAGAAGUCGAGCAGAGCCAAGGGCAAAUCCAAGGCUGAUCCACUCGAUGACAUGCAGCUCACUCCCGAGCAGGUGGACGAGUUGCUCGGAGACUCAUCGAAACGGGACAAGAGUGUGGACAGCCAACCUAAGGAGGAUAAGCCUGAUACCAACAACCACGCGCCUGGCGGGUUCAGCCUUUGGGGAGCUGCCAAGAGGGGCAUCUUUGGGUUUGGAGGAGGCGGAGGAUGGGAAGACCACAAUGAGCAGCAGCCUGGUGCUCCGGAACCUGAGCCGUCGGCCGAAGAUAACGAGGCAGCCAUGGCUGCUGGUGGUGUGAUUGGAGGCGUUCCUCCUGAGCUAUGGGAUGCAACCCCCAAGGCCGUCUCACCGUCGCCUGAACCAACCGCUGAGCCAGUGGCCUACCCCGCCAAGCCCACCAAGUCCAAGAAGGCUGCGGGGAGCAAGAGCAAGAGCAAGAUUGCCGAUCGCCUGCGCGUCUUCGAGUCACUUGACGCCGGGGCCGCGACACCUGCUGAUACCGAUGGUGGCCCGCCGCCAGCCGCACCAUCGACACCACCACCACAGCACGCUGGCUAUCCCCCUCCCCCGCCCGCGCCAUAUCUGGUGCGCUCGCCACCGUCACCUGCCAUCUCACCCGUUGUCGCAGUUGCCGUAUCUCCGCCAGCGCAGAGAGAGGAACGACGAAAGUCAUCAAGAAGGAGCAGAGACAAAGACAGAGGCUAUUCGCGCGACGACGAUAACGACUAUUAUCUAUCAGUCCCUCCGCCUCCGCCUCCGCCGCCGCCUUUUGUUGCGCCGUCAGGCGCACCACCUGGGGGUUUCCCCGGCGGAUUUCCGAUCGACGACGACGACGACGAUCACCGACCCAGUCGCGACAUGCAUGGUGACCAUCAUGACAACAACCCCGAAAACCACCGAGAACCUGAACUUGUCGAUUCUGCAGCCGAACGGAGAGCAAAGAGACGAUCCAAAAGGAUCUCACCUGAAGGUGUCGAGUUCGACUUGCCGCCUGCGCCGCCCUCGCCCCCACCUGUCGCGCCCGAUGCGCCAAUUGACGACGAAAUGGCAGAGUCAAGAUCGCCUCGAAAGGAAAGGCCCAAGAUCAACCGCCAAGGUACAGCUUGGGGUAUGGAAGGGAAGAAGCCAUCUUCGAGACCUAAGAUCGAACGAGAGCCAAGCGCAAAGAAAAGGACGGCGCACAUCGAAACGCCCGAGAAGCCCUCACGGUUCAGAGAGAAGGAUGCGGCGGCGGCCGUAGCAGCAGCGCCAGCUCCAAUGCAAGCGCGCUUCGCUAGCGUCUUCACCAGUACCCCUCCACUGUCGCGAUCCAUGUCCCAGCGCGAGAAGCGACUUGGUCCCAACGGCAAGCCCAUCGCACGCAGAUACUCGGAUAGCACUAAUGCCGUCGCCAAUCCUCCUGCUCCUCCUGCUGCUGCUUCCCCUCCGCCAGAAGAUAUCUCAUCGAAGGCGGCAAAGAUCUUGGGCGUCGGUGCCCGCGGUCUCGGAGUUGGUCUCGGCCUUGCGAAUGGAAUUCUUUCCCAUGGCUUUGGGCGAGGUGCUGCUGCUGCGCCUACACGCAACAAGCCGAACUUGAAUGAUGACACGCCUGUGUCCGGUGCUAAUGAUCCUGAUUUCAGCCCGACCAAGUCAGAACGCCGCAGGGCAAAGCAAUACAUGUCCGAAGACGACCACGUCAUGUUCGAGAUGCCCGAUGCUGCACCCCCUGCUCGUCCCCCGGUUCGCCGCGUUAGCACCAGCAACGCCAACAAGAAGUCGGGCUUCAGCCUGUUUGGCGUCUUUGGCUCGAAGCAACAGCACGAACCGCCGCCGCGCCCCGAACCUCCUCGUCGAAGCCGAACAGUUCCUACAUAUCAGACUACAGAUGAUGAAGGUGGCCGGCACCCCGCAGCCGCAUUCGUCCCCGAGACCGACGCCGAGCGCGAAGCCCGCAGAGCCGCCCGUCGCGCACGCCGUGCAGAGAAAGAGGCAGCCGAGAGAGGCGCCGCCGUACAUUCCGCUGAAGAGGCUCGUCGCCAAAAGGACGAAGCCCGUCGCGAACGUCGCAGAAAACAGGAGGAGGAGGAAGAGGCUCGGAGGCUAGAAGAGAAGGAAGCCCGUCGUGCCGAACGAAGAGCCCGUAAAGCGAGAGAGGAAGAAGAUCGCCGUGCCAGAGAAGAGGAAGAACGCCGAGCUGAAGACCAAAGAGAAGCGGAGCGCGCCGAGCGGAGGAGGACACGGGCCGAACGAGCUGCUGCCGAGGCCGAAGCCGGACAUCGUGACGUCAAUGGCGGUAGACAACAAGAUGAGCGGCGACGAGCCACCCGGCGUAUGCCUCCUGAGUCUGACCGUGAGCACGACCGCGACCGCGAAGAUGACGACGAACGGCGAAGGAGAAAAGAGGCCCGCCGUGCUGCCAAGGCCGCUCAGCUUGCUGCUGAAGCUGCUGCCGAUGAGAUGGACAGGGCCAGGAGGGAGCGGAGGCCGAGAGAAAAGAGCACGGCCAGACCCGAACCACCGAGAGACGCGCCGCCAGAUGAAUACGUCUAUCCAACCUCAAGACAGCAAUCCAAGGCUCGGAAGCAGGGGCAAGGACAGCAUGAUGGAUGGCCACAUUCGGGAACCACGUCGUGGGUCAAGGACCAUGCUGACGCUCCUGCUCCCCCAUCGCCGCCCGGACCUUUGGGUGCCUCUGUCGACGAUCAUGCCAACGGACACGCCAACGGUGGUGCGCCACCACCGCCACCUCCUCCUAUUAUGCGUCACGAGCUAGAUGAGGAAGAGGCUGCUCGGCAUGCAAGGAGAGAACGAAGAGCGCGCAGGGAGCAAAAGUACCACGCGGCUCAAGCGGCCGCCGAGGAAGCCGAGCGCGAGCGAGACCGUGAAAGGGGAGAUGCGGCGUACAUUAGUGCGCAUGAUGAUGAGAGGAGACGGACGAGAAGGAGAAGAGGUGAUGAAGAACGACCUGAGCGCGCUGUACGUGAGCGUGAGCGUGAGCGUGACCAUGCUCGACAGCAGCAGCGAGAUCACAGGGAUCGCGACCCCCGAGACCGUGCCGAACGCAGUCAGCGCGAUCGAGACCAACGCGAGUACUACAGCGCUCGCGACGACCGGGAACAGCUUCCUCGGCCUCGGGAGCGGAAGCGUGGGGAACGGGCGGCCGAUUACGACGACCGUGAUCCCCGCGCGGAGAGGGGAGACAGAGGAGACAGAGGAGACCGCGGGGGGGACCGGACUGGAUCCGGCUCCGGCAGUGAUGGGAGGGAGAACAGGAAGAGUGGCGGUGGUGGGCCUGGGGAUCAGGGUACUACGCCGAGGAGUAGUUGGUGGAAGAAGAUUGCUAGGUUUGGCUAG
Molecule: messenger RNA, 8373 nt
Organism: Neurospora hispaniola
Lineage: Eukaryota; Fungi; Ascomycota; Sordariomycetes; Sordariales; Sordariaceae
Exons: 3
Coding region: 1-8373 (2790 amino acids)
Source: RefSeq, a predicted model, not a curated record